AUGGCCCUCCUCCGCCAGUCAGUCGCUCCCCUGCGAGCCAUGCGCUGCAGCAGCGUCCGCCAGCCUCUCCCCACGACGGCGCGCAGCCUCUCCAUGACGACCCGACGACACGGCGGCCACGGCAACGAGUCGCAGUUUGAGCCGCCGACCGGCUGGCUCUGGGGCAUCAAGCCGGGCGAGAAGCCCGAGCCCGAGGGGUGGGAGUGGCCGAUGUACCUGUUUGGGGCGAGUCUUUUGGUGACGGGCGUUGCGUUGGCGUUUAAGCCCGAUACUUCUGUUUCGACCUGGGCUCUCGAGGAGGCGCGAAGGAGGUUAGAGGCCGAGGGUGUUCUGCCGGACCCAGAGAAGAAGAACUAA
Messenger RNA from Trichoderma citrinoviride, 357 nucleotides. RefSeq lists its product as hypothetical. The record is from RefSeq and is a predicted model, not a curated record. The transcript is spliced from 2 exons. The coding region runs from base 1 to 357 and encodes 118 amino acids. NCBI's taxonomy places the organism in Eukaryota, Fungi, Ascomycota, Sordariomycetes, Hypocreales, Hypocreaceae.